This is a messenger RNA of Jaculus jaculus (lesser Egyptian jerboa), 3861 nucleotides long. RefSeq names its product immunoglobulin like and fibronectin type III domain containing 1 (gene Igfn1). The transcript has 25 exons. The record is from RefSeq and is a predicted model, not a curated record. Gene Ontology annotation, molecular function: protein binding. Lineage: Eukaryota; Metazoa; Chordata; Mammalia; Rodentia; Dipodidae. Bases 1 to 3762 code for a protein of 1253 amino acids.
AUGGCAGGGAAACCGCUGAAGAAGUCCUCUCUCCCUGGGGUGAGCAUCCGGCAGCUGGUGGAGGAGAUCCCUGAAGGAUGCAGCCUGCCGGACUUCAUGCAGAAGCCUGUCACCCUGGCUCUGCCAGAGGGAAAAAAUGCCAUCUUUCGGGCAGUGGUCUGUGGAGAGCCCAGACCCGAAGUGCACUGGGAGAGCACACGAGGAGACCUGAGCAACCCCAGCAAGUACCAGAUCUCCUCCGCCCCUGGCAGCAAGGAGCACGUGCUGCAGAUCAACAAGCUGACGGGCGAGGACUCUGACCUGUACCGCUGCACAGCAGUGAACAUGUAUGGAGAAGCCACAUGCUCAGCGAGGCUCACUGUCAUUGAAGUUGGCUUUCGGAAGAACCGGAAGAGACAAAAGGAACCCCAGGAAGACCUCAGGAAGGAGCUGAUGGACUUCAGAAAGAUGCUGAAAAAGAGGACCCCGCCUCCAGUCCCCAAGAAGAAGUUGGAGCCUGAGCAGGUGUGGCAGCUGCUAAUGACGGCAGAUCGGAAGGACUAUGAGAAGAUCUGCUUGAAGUACGGCAUUGUGGACUUCCGAGGCAUGCUGCGCAAGUUACAGGAGAUGAAGAAGGAGCAAGAGGACCGGAUGGCCCAGUAUGUCAAUGCUGUCUCCAACUUGAGACACAUCAGGGUCACCAAGGAAGGGGUUGCCACAUUUGACCUGGAGCUGGACCUCAAGGACUUCGGGAGCAAGAUUUACCUGUACAAGGAUCAUGAAAUGAUCCCCUACGGCUUUGACAACCAGACCAGGCACUGUUUGCGGCGCCUGGGGAAACGCUACAACUUCCAGAUCCAUGACCUGCAGCCCGAGGAUGCUGGCCUUUACCAGGUCAUGGUGGAAGAUACCAUAGUCUUCUCCACAGAGCUGGAAGCCAGUGCCAUUCCACCCAGAGUGGUGGUCCCUUUGGCCGAGGCCCACUGUGAGGAGCAGGGGGAUGCAGUCUUUGAAUGCACUCUCUCCAGUCCAUGCCCCAAUGCAGCCUGGACCUUCCAGCGCCGACCACUCCGGCUCAGUGACAAGUAUGAAGCGUUCGUGUCCCCUGACGGGCUGACUCACCGGCUGCUUGUGAAGGGGGCCCGUUUCUCAGACAUGGGCCUCUAUUCACUUGACACUGGACUCCAUGCCUCCAGUGCCUGGCUGAUAGUUGAAGCUGGGAAAGAUAAACACGCUGAAAGCACAGAUGCUGACCUCCAAACGCAGGCAAGGAGAAGUACCAAAGUAGGCAGGUCAGACAUCUGCGGCCAGAAGCAAGGUGCCACGCAGAGCCCCAGAUCCAGAUACAAGCCUGGCACUGGCAGUUCCUCCAAGGAGGCCCGAGGCCCUGUGGACCACUUUUCUCAGGGUCUGGCGGACACAGAGGCGAAACUGGGAGAGGCUGCCACCUUCUCCUGUACCCUCACCAGUGACCUGGGACCUGGCACGUGGUUUAAGGAUGGAGUCAAGCUCACUGCCCAGGAUGGGGCCAUCUUUGAGCAAAAUGGACUCGCGCAUAGACUGGUCAUCACCCAUGUGGAGGGGACCCACGCCGGGAAGUACACCUUCACAGCUGGCAACCUGCGCAGCGAGGCCAGCCUGACUGUGCACGAUCCCCCCAUCAUUGCUCCAGAUGUGACAGAGAAACUGAGAAAGCCACUGGUGGUUAAAGCUGGAAAGCCAGUGACCCUGAAGAUCCCCUUCCAGAGCCGCCUCCCUGUUCAGGCUGCCUGGAUGAAGGACGGGGAUGUAGUGGCCGGCAGCAGCCACAAGGGGGCCCAGGUGGACCUGGGAGAUGGCUACACGCGGCUGUGCCUUCCCAGCGUAGACAGGAAGGACAGUGGCCAGUACAGCGUGAUGCUCAGAAGCGAGGGAGGCCGCGUGCAGGCUGAGAUCACCGUGCAAGUCAUAGACAAGCCACAGCCUCCACAGGGACCCCUGGAGGUGCAAGAUUGCCACAGGGCCGGUGUUUGCCUCCAUUGGCGACCCCCGAAAGAUGACGGGGGCCGGCCCGUGGAACACUAUGUGGUGGAGAGGCGACAGGCUGGCAGGAGCACUUGGCUGAAGGUGGGAGAGCCACCGCCAGACAGCGCCACCUUCACCGAUGCUGGCGUGGAGCUGGGCAGGAAGUAUGCCUUCCGUGUGCGAGCUGUGACCUCAGAGGGGGCUGGGGAUGCCCUGGAGUCUGAGGAGGUGCUGGUGGCUCCUGAGGCUCUCCCAGGGCCCCCUUCUACUCCAACCAUCCUGUCAGCCUCCAGCCAGAGCAUCACCCUAACAUGGGGGGCACCACGGGGCCCUGGCAGUGCCCAUAUCCUAGGCUACAUGGUUGAGAAGCGCAAGAGGGGAAGCAAUGCCUGGACAGCAGUGAACGAGCAGCCUGUGCCUGAAAGGAAGUACACUGUGACGGAUGUGCGACAGGGCUGUCAGUAUGAGUUCCGAGUCGUGGCUGUGGCUCCCUCAGGCCCUGGAGAACCUGGGCCCCCGUCAGAUGCCAUAUUUGCUCGAGACCCCAUGAGAUCCCCAGGACCAGUGCGAGGCCUCCGGGUCACAGACACAUCGCACACCAGCAUCACCGUGAGCUGGAUGGGGCCAGAUACCCAGGACGGCGAUGAAGCCCAGGGAUAUGUGGUGGACCUACGCCACUCAGACAGCCUCCAGUGGAGCCCGUGCCAUGUGGGCACUGUGCCAGGCACCACCUUCACAGCCAAAGGGCUUCGGCCCCAGGAAGGCUACUUUGUGCGAGUAACAGCAGUGAAUGAUGGGGGCUGUGGCCAGCCCACUGCCCUGGACUCAUUGAUUCACACCAUGCCUGUUACUGUCUCUCCCAGGUUCCUCAUGGACUCCAGAACAAAUGAUGCACUGAUGGUCAGAGUUGGGGACACCAUCCGUGUGCCUGUUUCCUUUGAAGCUAACCCUAUGCCUGAGGUGACCUGGCUGAAGGAUGGCUUGCCCUUGCCUAGAAGAAGUGUGACCACUACGAAGGAUGGCCUCACUCAGCUUCUGAUUCCUGCCGCCAGCCUCUCGGACCGUGGCCGCUACACCGUGGUGCUGAGGGGUCUGCGGGGGGAGGAGGCUGCCUAUAGCUUCACCAUUACUGUAGCAGCGUGCCCACAGGCGCCCGGGCCCAUCUGCCUGCAGGAGAAUGUGCCGGGGACAGUGACGGUCCAGUGGGAGCCCUCUCCAGAUGAGGCCCAGGGCACCCCUCUGCAUUACACGGUGCUGAUGCGCUCCUCCUCCCAUGGCACCUGGCACGAGGUGGCCAACCGUGUCCAUACCAACCGCUUCACACUCCUGGGUGUCCUCCCUGGCCAGGAGUACCACUUCAGGGUGGUGGCCAAGAACGAACUGGGAAGCAGCAAUCCCUCAGAUACAAGCCAGCCCUGGUGCAUCCCCCGGCGGCGAGGCAAGUUCACAGUGAAGUCUCCAACCUACCGGGAGCCCGACCUGAGCCAGAAACCCCGGUUCCUGGUGGGCCUGAGGGCUCACCUCCUGCCUGAGGGCUGUGAGUGCCGCAUGACCUGUGCCGUGCAGGGCUCACCCCAGCCCCGAGUCACCUGGUUCAAGAACGACCAGAGCCUGGAAGGAGACCCCGCGAUGUACAGCACUGACAUGCUGGGCGUCUGCUCCCUGAUCAUCCCCAGCGUGUCCCCUAAGGACAGUGGAGAGUACAAGGCAGUGGCCGAGAACCGAUUGGGCCAGGCUGUCAGCACGGCCACUCUCAUUGUCACAGAACCCAGCUCCUAAACCCGCCUUACCUGGAAUGAUCCUGCCCCACCCCAAAGUCACUGGAUGGAUGACAGAUCUCUGAAGCUUUGCUCCUGACACCUAUGCAGGCCUGGGGAG